AUCAUUUAGGUGCUAAAAACAUUUCCGAAAGUUGGAGAGUAUCUAAAAACAAUUGUGAGCUUUGGCAAAGUUACCCCUGAACAAAAAGAACAAUGUGAAGGUUUUGGUGUAGCAAUACAUUCAUGGGAGGAGUUCUUGUCAUUGGGUGAUGAUAAACAGUUUGAGCUCCCACUGAAGAAGAAAAGUGACAUCUGUACAAUAAUGUACACUAGUGGGACAACUGGUGAUCCAAAAGGUGUUCUAAUUUCAAAUAACAGUAUUGUGACACUUAUAGCUGGUGUUCAUCGUCUGCUAGGGAGUGUAGAUGCAUCAUUGGAUUCAAAUGAUGUUUAUCUCUCGUUUCUACCCUUGGCACAUAUAUUUGAUUGGGUGAUUGAAGAAUGUUUUAUUAAUCAUGGAGCAUCUAUAGGAUUUUGGCGUGGGGAUGUUAAAUUGCUGAUUGAAGACAUAGGGGAGCCAAAACCUACUAUUUUAUGUGCUGUUCCUCGUGUCUUGGAUAGGAUUUAUUCAGGUUUGCAACUGAAAAUUUCUUCUGGGGGUUUUCUCAAAAGCAAAUUGGUUAGUCUUGCUUAUGCAUACAAGUUACAUAGUAUGAAGGGACGUAAAAAACAUCCACAUGCAUCUCCAUUAAGUGACAAAAUUGUCUUCAGCAAGAUAAAACAGGGACUAGGAGGGGCUGGUCAUUUAGGGAGUGUGAUAUCUUCUAUGGGUCGCUGGAGAAUGAGGCUUGAGGUUCCACGUGCUGAAAUUGAUGAGAUGCUUCUACUAGCUAGGCUUGUUUCCCGAAGUGAUGUUGUUCCCCAUUACCUUAAUGUUGAUCUUGCAUUGGGAGAUAUACGUGUUGCAAAGUGUAUCAAGUCUCACUACCCAUGUGUCCCAUUGGAGGAAGCUUAA
Messenger RNA from Lactuca sativa (garden lettuce), 894 nucleotides. RefSeq names its product long chain acyl-CoA synthetase 5. NCBI's taxonomy places the organism in Eukaryota, Viridiplantae, Streptophyta, Magnoliopsida, Asterales, Asteraceae. The record is from RefSeq and is a predicted model, not a curated record. Gene Ontology annotation, molecular function: long-chain fatty acid-CoA ligase activity. Gene Ontology annotation, cellular component: endoplasmic reticulum; membrane.